AAACCUUGGAUCAAUCAAACGUUAUCAAAUGUCAUCUCAAAACGUUCAAAAAUAGUUUCAAAAGAGGCUCUAAUUUUUUUAAUAAAAAUAAUAUUUUAAUUUAUUUGUUACUUUUGAAAAAUAUCAAUUUGAAUUAUUCAUUUAUCCUGCAAAAUAAUUACAUAUGUAUAAAAACAUAGCUGCUUAAAAAUAUAAAAGUAGAUAUAUAAUAGCUAGCCGGCUAGAAUAGAAUCGUCGUAUUCAUUUGUUAAAAAUGGCGUAAUGGUGGCGCAUUUUGUCCUAGCACAAGGAUUUUCAAGUUUGCGGUUUUUAAGAUUUUUUAGUAUAAAAAAUGGCUGGUAAUAAAAUAAACACAAAAAAGAAAGAUGAUAAGAGCAAAUCAAGUAGAAAUACUGAUUCAGCAAUGGAAGAAUCUGAGGAUAUUGACUUUUCCUUGCUGAGGAAACCUAUACUAACUAGUAUAACUGGAUUUGCACAGGCCAGAAAGAUAUUUGACCUGGCUACUGAAGAACUCAAAGGUUUGCUGAGUGAUGAGUGUGACUUGCUGUAUGAAUGUAAGGUGUGCCGUAAUAUGUUUAGAAGUUUGGCCAACUUCUUAUCCCACAAAAGAGUUUACUGUAAAGAGAAGUUCAAUUCUUCAGUGCAUGGACAUUUUCUGAAGGAAACCUCUGUUAUGAACGAGGUAUUAAAAAUAAAGAAAUUAGAAGAGAGUUAUCAAGAGUCAUUGCGUGAACAAAUUGACACGAACGAUGCAGAAGAAGAGGAUGAUUCGCGUAUACCUAUCAUGAAAGACCUUACCUCCAUCAUAGAGAAGAUCACUAAGAAUAAGGGCCUACAUCAGAACGAACUUGAGAACAAUCAGUUGGUUUUCCAGAAGAUUCCAAAGAGCUCUGUUGCUGUAUUCCAGAAUGUUGAGGGUGGUGAUACUAAUAGUGAUACUAUGAAAGCCCAGGUGGAUGAGCUAAAUGAUAUUUUGUCUCAAGAAAAUGCAGUGCUGCAAAGCGAUGGAUCAUUCAAAGUGCAGAGUAGUGACACAGUGAGCAGUGACAAGGCAACUGACAGUGCGACACUCAACACCGAUAACGUCAUACAAAUCAGUGAUGAUGAUGAUAAUGAGGAAUCUGAUAUACUGAAAUGCAAAAUUUGCGACCUGCAGUUCUCGACUCAGAAGACGUUAAAAUUCCACAUAAAGUACAAACACUUAGAGAACCGUUUGGUGUACCCCUGCCCGGACUGCUUGGAAACUUUUUCGACAUCUUGGAGUGUCUAUCGUCAUCUCUUCAAGGUUCAUAGAAAAACCGCAGCUCAGAUCCGUAGGCUGCGCGAAUCCAUCCAGGCGAAGGCGUUCCGCAUGAACAACCCGCCCGCCUUCUACGAGAAGAGGAAGACGGCGCCAAAGGCCACGCCCGCGCCCCAUCUCACCGAGGAAGAGAGGCUCUAUAAGGAGAAUCAGGCGUGGCUCGAGGAGCUGGACGGCGAGGGCGAGGGCCGGCGCUGCGGCGGCUGCGGCCGCACCUUCGAGCGCCGCGCCGCUCUGGCCGCGCACGCGCACACGUGCGCGCGCCGCCACCGCCGCCGCAUCCAGAUCCAGAUCCGCAAGGACUACCACAAGGAGCCCAGCAACCCCUACCUCAGCGCCCACAUGCCCUCAGAUUCUAAGUCAAAUACUGAAGAUGUACAGACGGUUGAGAAAGUACAAGAAGACAAGGAUGUGCAGGAAGAUAAUGGUAAAGACGACGAUGAACCUCCAGAAGCAGAACUCCUUGCUCUGGAUGACAAACAGCCAACCACUAAAAUGGACACUGAUGACUCUGUCACACAGAACAAGCCUAAAAUCUAUGAUAUCUCAAUGAUCAACAAUCUUCCGUUCGCUCAACAGAUAGAAAAGAAUAACUUGAAUGCCUUUAGGCAAAAAAUCCAAUCAGAUGUCGAUUUAUUCAAGCUUCUCUGUAAAAAAUGCGAUGUCAAACACGACAAAUUUAGCGAGUUUCUGAAGCACAUGUCCGGCCAUUACAAGUGGGUGCGUUACGCGUGUAAGCUCUGCAACUUCAAACAUUUUAAUUUCGAUAAACUGCCGGAACACGUUAAAGUUGUACAUAAACUUAAAGGCAACACUGAGUUCUUCUACAGCACUGUGAAAGCUAUCGAUGGCACGGAAGCUUUGGAAUUAUCGGAAUCUGUCGAUGAGCCAACGGAUGCGAACGAGACUAGUCCGGAGUCGCGGCGACCGAGCAGAUGCUCCAGCGACUCCAGCCGCCUGUCCGACGACAGCAGCAGCAGCAGCACGAGGCCGGAAACUGGCUCCAGGAAACGGAAGAGCAACAUUUACAGAAGUAAUGCAAAGAAGAAAAGAGAGGCUUUGGUUACAGGUACAGAUAACAACGACCAGAAAGAAGAUGAUAUGUUACUUGGAGAAAAUGAUACAAAUCUUAAUAGUAAAAUGUUUGAAGAAAAUUCUUCAGAUUUAGAUGAUGUUGAAGAAAAAAGUUCUAAGCGUCAAAACAUUGGAAUAAUUUCCUCGGUCGCGUCCCGAAGACCUAUCCGUAAAAGAACUACGCCCAAAAACGCAGACUUUGAAUAUGAUUUAUCUAAUUUGUUAAAAAUGGAAGCACAAGGCUAUAGAGAUUCACAAACUACGAAUACAAAUAAUACUAAAGUGAUUCAAACUAAAAAGAAAGCACAGCAGGAGCUACUGAAUAAUUAUGAUACUAUCAAUAAGGACUGCUGUGGUGCAAUGAUAACGUUAUCUAGAAAGUCGCUAGAAAGCGCCCAAGGUCACAUGAAAACUGCCAGUUUCCCGGUAUUCAAAACGUCAAAGGAGUCGCGAAUAUCGAGUAUUUUCGCGCGACCGAUGAUACCUAGAAUUACGAGAGCGGACAAAAUUUCACCUAAGAAAGUAGAAACUGAAGAAAUUAAAAAUACUUGUAAUCUCAGUAAAAUUGCUGAGCCUUCCUCCAGCUCCACACGUAACCUUACAGAUCUAAUUCUUAGUACUAGCCCAGAAAGUGAACCUGUACCAGAGAAAUGUGAAACUUCCACUCAAACAUGUGCAAAUGUUAUUAAAAAUCCCAAAGAUAAUUAUAACGUUAAAGCAAUGGAUACAAUUUUAAAUGAUCUUAGUGAAGAAGUGAAGGAUAAAUCAGUUUCUAUUUCAGACAAUGAAAAAAAGUUGACUUUGGAAAAUGAUGAAACUAACACAAAGUCGAUAACAGAAACAGAAAAAGUGAGUGAAAAGCUUUUAUCGCUCUCUAUACUAGAAUCUAACCCAGGCAACACUAAACCUCCUAUUAAAGUUCCUAUUAAAUUUGGCCGACAGAGCUUAGAAGUUAUCAAGAAUCCCAUAAUAAAGAGAAAUAUAACUGAUUUUAGUAAAGCUGGUAUGAAAACUAAAAUAUUAGUAAUCAAACCUAUUAACAGAAAUGCAGAUGGUAUACAAAAUUUAAAUGCACCUCUCAAGUUUCAAACUAUUAAAUUAAAAGAUGCAUGCAAGAGUAGUGCCAAGAAUCAUAGUAAAAAGUCUGAUCAAAUUGUAGUUGUUAAGGUACCUCAAGUUGAUCGCGGAAUAACUAGGCCAGUAUCAACCAGUAUUGUAAACGAGAGAGUAUCGCCGGCGACAACUGAUUCACCAUCUAUAGCAGAAAAUGAAAAAUCCGGAAAAGACGUUUUUUCAAAUAAAGAGCAAACACCUUAUUGUGAUGAUAAUAUAGUUAAUAACAACGAAAAAAUACUUGAUAGUGAUGAAACAUCAAUUGAUAUCAGUGAAAAAACACCUAAAAAUGAUGAAAAAACACUUAAUAGUAAUGAAACAACUUUACAAAGUAUAAGUAAUAACAUAACAGAAAAAGAUACUGAACAAAACCUUGAUCACAAGGAUCAAAUGAACUCUGAAUCAGAUCAUAUUGCUAAUGAAACUAUUAAUGAAAACAAUCAAGAUUUAAUGGAGGCAAAUAAAAUUGCUAGCCAAGACAGCUAAAAGAGCUUUUGCAAAGUAAUUAUAUUCCUUUGCCAUAAUAAUGAAGAUAUGUACUUUAAUUUAAGUUUUUCUUUGUACAGUUGUUAACGUUUCUUUAGAAAUUAAAAUUUAACAUACUUGU
This is a messenger RNA of Maniola jurtina (meadow brown), 4094 nucleotides long. RefSeq lists its product as uncharacterized. The record is from RefSeq and is a predicted model, not a curated record. The transcript has 10 exons. Bases 332 to 3973 code for a protein of 1213 amino acids. Lineage: Eukaryota; Metazoa; Arthropoda; Insecta; Lepidoptera; Nymphalidae.